UAGACACAGAUAAAAUAAUCAAUCACAACAGUGUGGGGGUAGUCUACUCACUGCAAAAAUCAAUUUAUGUUUACUUGAAUAAAUUACUUUUCGUGUUAUGUGACUUGUCUACCAAAUUAUGGAUGAAGAUGUGCAGGAAAUCAAGGAUUGAAAUAAUUGCGUAUAUUUCAAUUACCACCACCAGCUAAAGCCCACCCACCCACUGUAUGCCACCACUUGUUUUAUGAGUCAUUUUUAAUAAUCAAUAAAUUAAUGGCUAAAUUCAGUUCGUAAUGCUAUUACUUUAAAAUCAGUUCGUUAAAUCUAUGAUAGAAUAGAAGAAAUUGCAUUUACAAUGGAUUUCAAUGUAAAAAAAAUCGUAAAAGAUGCAGGUGCUGCCAUAAGUAGGGUUGUACAGUACACGGAAGAGAAACUAGGCACCUCCGAGAAGACAGAGUUGGACGCUCACUUUGAAAAUUUAUGGAACCGCGCCGAUAUGACAAAAGUAUGUACAGAAAAAAUCCUUCGUAACACCGAAGCAAUUCUCGUACCAAAUCCCGGCAAUCGAAUCGAGGAUUAUAUAUUUGACAAGAUUGAAAAGAAGAGGCCAUCCCGGCUAAGCAACUUGGAGUACUUGGGGCUGGAUAUGAUCGAAGCCGGUAAUGAAUUCGGACCGGGUACGGCGUACGGAAGCGCCCUCAUUAAAGUCGGACAAUGCGAACAGAAGUUGGGUCAAACAGAGCGAGAUUUCAUUGGUUCUGCUGGUCUCUGUUACACUCAACCAUUGCAAAAGUUUCUGGAGGGCGAAAUGAAGACGAUAAUUAAAGAGAAAAACCUACUGGAAGUUAAGAGGUUGGAUUUGGACGCCUGCAAGAAUAGAGUUAGGAAAGCGAGGAGUUUGUUGGGAACACAAACGAAGGAUGGAAUUCCACCUGAAGUAAUGCUCGAGCAGGCAGAACGAGAUUUGCGAAUCGCGCAGUCUGAAUUUGACCGACAAGCUGAAAUAACAAAGUUAUUGCUAGAAGGAAUUGGAAGCUCACACUCUACACACUUACGCUAUUUGUAUCAGUUUGUAGAAACUCAGGUCAAAUAUUACUCUCAAUGCAAGAAUAUUAUGGCAGAAUUGCAACAGGAACUUGCAAGUUUAUCUGUCAUGUCUGGCGCUGUGCAAUAUCGACCUCUGGAACUGGAUGGAACGGAAGAGGUAAAUGGUGAGAGGAAAUUGCAAAAGGCACGUGCUCUCUAUGACUAUGAUGCAAAGGAUGUCACAGAGCUCACACUUAUGGCCGAUGAAAUUAUAACAGUAGAGGAAAUGCCAAAUAAAAUGGAUGAAGAUUAUUACGUAGGUAGGCGCGGUCAGCAAAGCGGAAAAGUUCCAAAGGCGUUUGUAGAAUUAAUUUCAUAAUAAUAUUACAGUAUGCUCUCUAUGCAAUUUCUCUGUGGUGCUCCAUGUGAUAGCAUUCAAUUGUAUUGUUGUUCGUUAAUGAUUUCACCGUAAUAAAUUUACAAUAUGUGCUACCUAUAGUAAUGUAACUAUUAUGACUGAAUAUUGUCAUUCCUAUCUGAUUAUUUCCGUAUAAUUAGCUUUAAACGAUAGACUGUGAGGUACCACAUGUAGCUGAUCUGAUUUUUUAAAAAUCAAAUCCAUUUUUGUAUGUGCAAUAAAAUUUCUUUCUAUUUAUUUUGAUACCUACCAGUGUUCUGUUAUAUGUACUUUACGAGUAAUUUUUAGUUAUGUAGUGGUGAUUAGAUAUUUAAUUCUGUGUUUGUUGCUAAAGUCAUUGGGUAGAAUAGGCUUGUUCUAUAUUGUCAAAGUAACGUCAAUUUUAUGGAUGUACGCUGGUGAAAAUUUUCCAUGGUAGAUAACGCCUGCCUUUUUCAGGUAAUGAAAUAAAAAUUAAAUUUUAACUUAA
This is a messenger RNA of Photinus pyralis (common eastern firefly), 1892 nucleotides long. It is a transcript of the gene EndoB, whose product is annotated as endophilin-B1. The record is from RefSeq and is a predicted model, not a curated record. Lineage: Eukaryota; Metazoa; Arthropoda; Insecta; Coleoptera; Lampyridae. Gene Ontology annotation, biological process: membrane organization. The coding region runs from base 335 to 1384 and encodes 349 amino acids. The transcript is spliced from 7 exons. Gene Ontology annotation, cellular component: cytoplasm; membrane. Gene Ontology annotation, molecular function: protein binding.